UUGUGGAAAAGAUUGCUACUGAUGUUUAUGAGAAAAUUUUUCCAAAAGAACGAAUCGGAAUCUACUCAAGGAUGCUUCAGGAUAUAGGCAACUUGCUUUGCAAUCAACAAUGGGGGGUCAAAAGCAUAGGCUUUUGGGGUAUGCCAGGCAUAGGAAAGACAGAGCUUGCUAAAGCUGUCUUUGACCAAAUGUCUAGUGACUAUGAAGUAACUUGCUUCCUCCAUAACUUUCAUGAAACUUUUGAAACGAAGGGACUUUACAGUUUGCUGCAGGAACAUUUCAAGAACCUCACAAAUCAAAACGUUCCAAAAAGAGUUCUUCUUGUUCUUGAUGAUGUAAGGAAUCAUCUAUACGCAGAGUCUUUACUUGCCGAGCUUCCCUCGCUUAGUCCUGGAAGUCUGAUCAUCAUAACCUCCAGAGAUGAGCAAGUCCUUUCUCAGUAUCAAGUCAACCAAACUUACAAAGUUGAAGGAUUAAACAAGAACGAGGCUAUGCAGCUAUUUUCCCGAUGUGCCUUUGAAAAAGAUGUGAAACAGACUAAUCUUCUUAAAGGUAUUUCUAUGAAGGUGAUCGAAUACGCUGAUGGAAACCCUUUAGCUCUAAGAGUAUACGGAAAAGAGAUGUCAUCACAGGAGCAACUAAGUCAAAAGGAGACUUUGUUCCUCAAGCUCAAGCAAGAUCCUCCGCAUCAGAUUAUGGAAGUAGUCAAGAGUAGCUACCAUGCACUUAGUGACAACGAGAAGAACAUACUUGUGUAUAUUGCUUUUUGCUUCACAGGAAAACAUGUUGAAGAUGUGUCGAAACUACUACAAGACCUUGGUUUCUUCCCAGAGAUCGGGAUCGACCGGCUUGUUGCCAAGUCUCUGGUGACUAUUUCAGAAAACAAGUUGGAAAUGCAUAACAUGAUUCAGGCGGUAAUCAAGAAAAUAGGGAGGUGCAGUGAAGACCCCAACACAAGUUUCAAAUGUGUAUUGGGCACUACCGACAUCGAAGCCAUAUCUCUGGAUGCCUCUAACUUAAACCCGGACGUCCAACUUUCUUUAUUCAGAUCUAUGUACAACCUUAGAUACCUGAAUAUUUACUAUUCCAAUCCUGGAAAACAUGGCAAGGCCCUUGAGUCUCUCUCUCUGCCUUAUGGGCUUGGAUUUCUACAUUGGGAAACUUACCCUUUGAAAUCUUUACCACAAGAUUUUGAUCCAAGCAACCUUGUUGAACUCAACAUGCCUUACAGUCAACUCCAAACUCUUUGGGGAGGAACCAAAAACCUUAAGAUGCUGAAGAGGAUCAACCUUAGACAUUCUCAGAAACUGCUUGAAGUUGAUGAACUUUCAGAAGCUCUAAACAUCGAGGAAGUUGAUCUCUGCGGCUGUAGGAACUUGCGGAGGUUCCCAUCCAUUGGUAAUUUGCAUAAGCUCAGAAUUGUUGAUCUCCCCAGUUUCACAGGGAUCGAAAUUUUCCCUGAGUUCCCAUCUAAUGUGGAAUUAAAAUUGGAGGGAUCACUCAUUGAGACCAUGUCCAUGUCCCCUCCAGCUUCACCGAUCGGAGUCAAGAGCUUAUGCGAGUUCCUAGACAAUCCGACAAAACCUUUGAACUUCGAGCGUCAUGGUCCCCAUAUCUUAGAUAUUCUGAGACCAGGAAGCUUCUACAAUAACCAAAAAAGGAUAACAAAUCCAGAUAUGGUGGAAACACAACCUGAAUUUAAAGAUAUAAUGUGUGAAACAGCAAUCUCGAUGAGCCAAUGGGUGUUUAAAAAACUAAAUAGUUUUCGAAAAGUGGAUUAAUUUCUAAAUGCACAAGAAGGAUACCGGCUUCAGUAUAUAAAUAAAAGUCUUUUCACGGUUCCUUGUCAAUGUAUGACUAUAAACAUUGUUCUGUUUUAGUGUGUUCAGUGGGCUUAUGUUUAUGUUGUUGUUAUAACUCUACUCAUCACAUGUUUUAUUUGAGUGUUUGUUUUUCCA
Raphanus sativus (radish) is the source of this 1958-nucleotide messenger RNA. Its product is annotated as disease resistance protein RRS1-like. The record is from RefSeq and is a predicted model, not a curated record. Gene Ontology annotation, molecular function: ADP binding. Gene Ontology annotation, biological process: defense response. The transcript is spliced from 3 exons. NCBI's taxonomy places the organism in Eukaryota, Viridiplantae, Streptophyta, Magnoliopsida, Brassicales, Brassicaceae. Bases 72 to 1781 code for a protein of 569 amino acids.